Cuscuta epithymum is the source of this 5402-nucleotide messenger RNA. The record is from the annotation of a GenBank genome assembly. NCBI's taxonomy places the organism in Eukaryota, Viridiplantae, Streptophyta, Magnoliopsida, Solanales, Convolvulaceae.
UAGCUCCUCCCGGAUGGUGAAGUGGGCCAUCUUCCUCAGUCAAUACAACAUAGAUAUCCGUCCGAGGCCUGCCAUCAAGGGCCAAGCCCUGGCAGACUUCGUAACGGAAUGCACCGCGAGAUCACCAGUGGAUGAAGAGCCUUCGGCGCCUCUUGAUGAAUGGUGGACACUCUACACCGAUGGCUCCUCGGCCGCCAAAGCAUGCGGAGGAGGGGUGGUUCUUAUCACACCUCUUUUCCAGGCACUUUCGCUUGUUAAAUCGUACCCGACCGGGUAAGUGUCCAUGGGCAGCAUUCCUCUUGUUUUUGCUCCUUUUCCUUGCCAAAACUUCUACCACUACUUUACAACUUAUAAAUGGAAGCUAAAAACAAUUACAAACCAAAUAAAACAAAUGUUUACAAACUAAUAAAAAUGGUAAACAAUACACACAAAUCAAACAUAAAAAUAUACAUUUAUGCACUACUAAUUAGUGCAUAUCAACCAACAUCAGAUCAUCUGGCGGGGCUGGAGUCCAGCGCCUGCCCCAACCCCGUUUUUUGGGGAAUGUAGCGCCAUACCAUCCUUUGCAGCAUCCUCCCUGGUCUUGUCCUCCCAAGUGCGUCUUCUCUUCAGCUCUCCUGACACUCCUUCCUCUUGUGUGUCACCUGAGUUCAUAGAAUUCCACAUUCCAGCUUGAGUGCUCUCUCCCGCCCCAUCCGAGUGCAUCUCCUGCAUUAACCUCACGAAGCUUGAUGCGUGCUUGCCACCUCCUGAGGAGCUCCCUUCCGAAAUUAGCCAUUUGCUACCCAUAUUUGACCAUGAUUUCCGUCCACUCGCUCUCCAUACUUGACGGUAAUACUGCCCACCUGCUCGUUUUCUUGGACUCGCUCUUUCCUACAACAUCCGCCUUCUUCCUCUUCCAUUGCUCUGCCGCUACGCUCGAUCGAUUCUUAAAACCGAUGCCAAGGAGGCAUCAAACUAACUGCGCCGCACAAAGUUGGCGGAGAAAAACCCCACAAUAAUUAUUUUUUUAGAGACCUUGAACCACACAAUAAUUUUUUUUAAUGUGACAUCCUAAAAGCAAAUUCUUUAGAGGCUAGACUUGAUUGUAGAAGGAUGUCACAUUUAGAAGAAUUUGCUUUUAAAAAAAUUAAGUUGCUAGACGAUUAUUAGUCUUUUACUAUUAUUUUUAUUAGAUUUACUAUUAUUAUUACUAUUAUUAUUAUUAUUAUUAUUAUUUUACUAUUAUUUUAAUAAUAAUAAUAGUAGUAAUAAUGGUAAUUCUAAUUAAAAUAAUAGUAAAAGACUAUAAUAAUUGUCUAGCAACUUCAUUUUUUUAAAAGGCAAAUUCUUCUAAAUGUGACAUCCUUCUACAAUCAAGUCCAGCCUCUAAAGAAUUUGCUUUAGGAUGUCACAUUUAAAAAAAAAAAUUAUUCUGCGGUUUAAGGCAUCAAAAACCUGAUAAAUACAAAGUGUGUGUGUUGUCAGCAAUGAAUGUUAUCCAUAUCCAUACCUAAGAACAACAACAUAGACGAUGUUUUAAUUCAAGAAGGAAUAGUGCCGAGUAAUUUGUGUAGAAGCAAGACCAAGAUACUUAUCUGGAAAAUCAUUUACCCUUAUAAGUUUCGAUUAUCAGUGGAUGCGGCUUUUGUUGAUUGUAGAAGUUCAUGUGGGGCGAUUCUGAGAGAUGAAACAAGGGAGAUGGUGGCGUCCUUUUUCUCUCCAAUGAAGGUUCGAACAGUCCUCCAAGCGGAAACUCAAGCGGCAUACAUGGCUUUAGAUUGGUGCUCUAGAUUGGGAUAUUCCGACCUCCAGCUAGAAUCUGACUCAUAGAUGGUGUUGAAUAUCUUAACGCAAAGGUUUUCUUCGUUGAUCUAUCUUCAGAGUACGGUUGAGGCAACUCGACGAUUGUGUACGUUUUUCAACAUUCAGAUCAGACAUAUUUUUAAAGAAUGCAACUAUGUUGCUCAUUAUCUGGCACAAGGACUUCAUAAUGCUGUUUUUAGAAACUUUAUCUACCCCAGUAAUCUACCGCAUUUUAUCAGAUCUUAAUGUACUUAUUUAAUAAAAGAUGGUAAAUGUUUCCUGACAAAUAUAUAUAUAUAUAUAUAUAUAUAUAUAUAUAUAUAUAUUAUAUAAGUUGUUCGGUGUUCGGUUUACGGUUUUUCUGGUUUUAAACCAAACCAAACCAAACCAUUCAGUUUGAGCGAAUUUUUACCAAACAGUUUACUUAAGUGAACUCAAACCAAACCAAACCACCAAUUUUCGGUUCGGUUCGAUUAAACCAAACCAUUUUGCCCACCCCUAGUAGGCUAGUAAAAAGCAUAAAUAAAACUUGAGGAAUGAUACUUUUUCAAUGCCUAAUUAUUUUAAAUAUUAAAAUUAUAUUAAAAUACUCCUUAUUAAUUAAAAUCAUUGUUAAGACUUUGUCAUCAUUGACCAAAAGAAAGUUAACAUUGCAAACCUUUUGGAGAUAGAGGUAGUACUUCCUACAUGGUAUUCCCUUCGUUCCACAAAGUCCUUCUCACUUAUUUUUUGGGAUAUCAUAAACAUUCUCUUCAUUUGUCUUUUGGAAAGUAUUGUGUAGGUAAUAUUCUUUUACUUUUCUUAACGAAUCACAACUAUACAUUCUCACUUUGUUCCCACUUUCUUAAACUUUGAUCAUAUCCAAGCUAAGUUGGGAAAAAUUUCAUGAGCUAGAGAUAUUAUUAUUUUAGCCAUCAAACUAAUAAAUCUAUAAAUAAUUACAUACAUAUAAUUACAAUAAUUAUUAUUUUUUAAAUGUGACAUCAUAAAGCAAAUUCUUUAGAGGCUGGACUUGAUUGUAGAAGGAUGUCACAUUUAGAAGAAUUUGCUUUUAAGAAAAAAUGAAGUUGCAAGACGAUCAUUAUAGUCUUUUACUAUUACUUUUAUUAGAAUUACUAUUACUAUUACUAUUAUUAUUAUUAUUAUUAUUAUUAUUUUACUAUCAUCAUCAUCAAAGCAUUGAUGUAUGAUGAUGAAAGCAAUGAUUUAAUUAAAAAAAUUGGGCAGUACGUGUGAGUAUACACGAUAGUAUAUACUUUGUAUUGGUAGUGCUAAAUUGCAUAGAAGAGUAGAUUGACGGAAUGAGUAUUUUAAUGAGAAAAUCCACUUUUCCACAAAAAAAAAGAGAAAAUCCACUGAAUUAGAUUAUUUUGUUUUAUUCCCAUAGUACUAUUUUGAAAAGUUGUAAUGGCUUAUUCUUCCACUAAGAAUAUAACUCAUUUGGUAAUACUCAAAUCGGCUAUAAUAAUUAUGCUAAAUUUUAUGAAAUUCUGACUGAUUGAUUCUGUUGAUAUAUGUGACUCAUGUGAGGAACUGAGGAUAUAGGGCCCGCAAACCAGGCUUCACAGCACACUGGUGCGAGAAUAGACUCUUGGGUGGGCAUCAAGGAUUCAUUACGUUUGGAAGUGGAGGUGUUUGAAUUAAUUCUUAAAAGUGCUUCAUCUAUCUGAAGGACCAGAAGCAGAAAUUGAAGUGUUCGCGUAAAAGUGCAGAAGUAAUUUUGGUGUUCUAAUUUACUCAUAGAAUCGCUUUUUAGAAGCUGGGAGAGCAGCUUCCGAAAAUUGAUUCUGAUUCUGCUUUUAAAAAGGAACAGAAGCGGAAUCAGUUCCAAACACCCCUCAAUAGAUUUUGAAAAAUCACUCAAACUAAAAGCAAGAGCACGUUUCGUGAUCAUGUUUUCAGUUCAUCAAUUUUAUUAGUUAACAUUUUCAUCAAACACAUAAUUUUUAAUUUUGCAUGUUGGAUUGUGUAAUAAGGAAUAAUAAGAAAAAGUGAGGUUGAAGUUAUUUAUCUAGUUGUAUUGUCUGAAAUUGCUGUGGAGAAUCAUUUUAGCUAUUUUUUAUACUAUGAAGUAUAGUUUUUUGUGUUUAAAUACUAAAAUACAUUUUAAAUAAAAUUUUUCUGUAAAUCAACAUAAUCAGCCAAUCCAGUAAUUUCAACCAAACUCUCAUAAAUUUUAGCGGAAUCAACCAAUGCAGUCGAUUUGAGUGUUACCAAAUGGGCCCUAAAACAUAAUUUUCUUUCAAAAACAGGAUAAUAUAUUUAGAGCUCAUUUUGGUGGUCAUGUUUUUCGACUUAUGAAACUUAUCAGACAAUUCUUUCACCAAACGCGUAACUUUUGAUUUCACGCUCUGAACUUUUCAAUAAUAUUAUAAUAAUAGAAAGUAAGAUUGAAGUUACUUUUCUGGUUGUAUUGACUGAAGUUAGUGCAGAAGAUUAUUUUAGCUAUUUUUCAUAUAAUUUUUUAAAUUUAUUAUAAAAUAUAUUUUAAAUAAUUUAUUUACAUAAAUCCGCAGAAUCAGCCCAUCCAGUCAAUCCAGCCAAAACUACAUAAGUUUUAGCAGAAUCAUCCGAUUAAGCCAAUUUUGAUAUUACUAAACGGGCUCUUAAGUUUCCUUAUAUAAGACUAAUUAUUUCCUUUGUACUUAUUAUUUUAUUAAUUAUUUAAUCUAAUUAAUUGUUCCUAGUUUCCUUGAAUAUACAACUUAUUCUGUUGGUAAUGGGAUUAUUCCAUGGUGGCAGCGGUAGAUUUCGAGCGAUGGUGUCACAAUCUUGGCAGGUCGGCGGAAAAAUCCAAGGAAAAUAUUCCGACGGUCGGCUAUUAGGCGAUUUGGGGGUAGUCGUGAUCUAGCAUUGUGGCCGUGUUUGGAAAAUGGCGGAUCAGCCAAAAAUUGGCUGGUUUGACCAAGUUUGGCGGUUUUGAUCUUUGAAAACGCUGAUUUUAAGUGUUUGGUAGAUAGCGGGAUGCUUUAGCGUUUUGGGCCGAAACGCCAAAAUAGAAAACGCUGCAAAGUGUAGCGUUUAGUUACGGCGUUUUAAAAUUCGUAGUUCACUUCUCAAACUUGCCCUUCUCACCGCUCCUAUAUCAUAGCCGCUGUAGAACUCGAAAUCCUUAAUCCCUGCUACAGAGAUCCAAAUUUAUGGCCGCUGCAGACCAAUAUCGCUGCUCAAGGUUUAUUUCGAAGGCAAAUUUACUUGUUAUUUUUUGCCACGACAUAACACCUCUUACACAUGUGAGCAACUACGUAUAUAUAUGUGGGAUGAGGUGUCCAACAAUCUAUGAUGUUUCAUCUCUCUUGCAUUAAGCAAAAAGUAUGAUUCAUCAUAGGUGUGUCUACGUGUAUCAUGGAUAUGUGUCGCUAGGUGUUUGUAUGUGUGUGACCUAUGGCAUAGAAAGUAAUCCACAGCUUUUUCAUCAUAGAGGUUUGGUUUUUCACUUUUUGUUGUUAUAUUCAUUUUUCAAUUUAGCUAUUUAUAUAAAAAGAGAUCUGAUAAAUUGUAAGUUCAAAAUGUAUAAUUUAUAUUGCGCAUAUAGAAGUGCACCACAUCUGCUAUAGAAACUUUGUUUUUAAACAUUUACAUAUUUUGUAUUGGUCUAGUGAGCUCAUGAAUUUUAG